CGAACGUUCGUUAUAUGCGAUGCUGAGGAAGAUAUAUGCUGUAUGCUGAAGCGCGAGUAUUAUAUCAACUACUAUUUCUGACACGUUUCUUUAGUAACUUGUGGAAAGGCGCUGCAUAGGCAAGCACGAUGGGCGGCCCUAGCGGCCAAAAGAAUAAGUCCCACAAGGCGGGGCGCCGUGCCGGCCUCAGCGCGCGCGAGCGGGCCCGGCGUGGCAAGGAGGUUGCGGCGGCCCCGCGCGCCAACCCGCGCGCCUCCACCCACGAUGGGAAGCUGCAGCGGCACCUGGCGGCCAGGCAGAGCCGGGAGGCCAAGCGUCAGGAGCUGCUGGAGAAGAAGCGGCGAGUGGCUGCACCCGUGGUGGUGGGGGUGCUGCCCCUGUCAGAGGAGGUGGACGUCUCGCGCUUCUGGCACGGCCUCCGUCAUGCAUGCGAGCACGGCAACCUAGGCGCCGCAGCCUCCGCCGCCGGUACCUCCGCCGCUGACGAUGCCGCCGCCGCCGUCGGCGCCGCAGCCGAAGCUGACAUGGAGCUGGACCUGCUGAUGUCAGCGGGGCCGCUACAACCGACUACCGUACACGUGGCGACGAGGGGUCGUGUACGACUGACGCUACUGCCGCCGCCGGCUGUACGGAACGACCCACUCGCGAUCGCCGAUCUGGGUCGCUGCGUGGAGGUGCUGCUGCUGCUACUGCCGGGCGGGUCCGCCACUGCAGCCACUGGCAGUGGCAGCAACAACGCCAGCAGCGAAGUGGACGCGGCGGGGCAGUCGGCGCUGGCGGUGCUGCGGGCGAUGGGAAUGCCGUCAGUGGUGUGCUGCGUCGUCGGCGCCGGAGGCGCCGCCGCCGGCAGUAGCAGCGGCGGCGCCGCCGCCGCUGCAUCCAUGAAGGACCGCUCCGCCGCUCGAAAGCGUGCGGAGAAAGCCCUGGCGAGCCAUUUAGCGGGGGAACACCGAGUGUUGCAUGGCGACACGGCGACGGAUCUGGCGGCGCUCGCUCGACACUUGGCGGAGCAUCCGCCGGCGGCACCGCCGCUGUGGCGAAAGCAGCGACCCGCCGUCAUGGUUGAGCGAGUGGAAUACGAACUGUCGCCUGAGCAACAGCCGGCGGCGGAGGCGGGGCCGUCUUCGUCGGCGACAGCGGGGGACAGCGGGACGUUGGUGGUGUAUGGAUACGUUCGUAGUGCGGGUCUCAGUGCAAAUCAGUUGGUGACGAUUCCGGGCGCUGGGGACUUCCGCAUUCUGUCGAUCCAUGCGCCGACGGAUCCCAAUGCGAUCGGCAGCGGCCGAGCCGCCGCCGGCGCGGGCACGGGCGGUAUGGAAGUUGAGGAGACGGCGGCGGCUGCAGCCGCACUCGGCCCAAUGCUUGCUAAAUGCGAUCCGGAGGAGGCGGAUCAGCUAGUUCGUGAGAACGUUCCGGAGCCAGGGGAAGAGGAACAAACGUGGCCGACGGAGGAGGAGAUGGCGGCGGCGACGGCGCCUCGAACACGGCGACGGAAGGUUCCGGAGGGGACCUCGGAGUACCAGGCUGCAUGGAUCCUAGACGACGAGGACUACGGAGAUGAGGAUGAGGAUGAGGAAGAUGAGGAUGAGGAGGAUGGGGAUCCAUUCGGGGGCAUGAUGGAGGAGGAUGGCGGGGAGCAGCAGGAAGGGGGGCACGGGAAAAGCGGGAAAGGCGGGAGAACAAGACGAGGCGGCGGAGGAAGCGGCAUGGAAGCUGACGACGAUGGUGACGCGCCGGAGUUGCAGCCCAUUGAUGACGAAGACGAGGAGGACGAGGACGGCGAGGAGGGGGCGGGCUAUGCAGCCAUGGAGGAGGAGGAGGGGGGCGACGGCGCGUAUGCUGCAGC
This is a messenger RNA of Astrephomene gubernaculifera, 1846 nucleotides long. The record is from the annotation of a GenBank genome assembly. NCBI's taxonomy places the organism in Eukaryota, Viridiplantae, Chlorophyta, Chlorophyceae, Chlamydomonadales, Astrephomenaceae.